AUGGAAACUACUACUGAAAAUAAUGAAACUGGUUGUAAUGAUAUGUCAUCCAAAGAUCCCAAACCAGGAGUUGGUUUGGAAUUUUCUUCUAUUGAAACAGCUGAUUUAUUCUACAAAGAAUAUGGGAGAAGCAAGGGAUUUUCUACACGUAAGAGAUCAUCAUAUGCCAGUGCGAAUAGGGGAGGUAUAAGUAGAGUUAUAUUUGUUUUUGGUUGUGAAGGUGUCUACGGUAAAGAUCCUAAUUAUGAUGAUUCAAAUAGUUUUGACGAUGAUGAAGUCGAGCAGGAGGUUGUGAAGAUGAAAAAGAACACUUCCACCAUGAGAACAGAUUGUAAAGUUAUGAUGUAUAUAGCUAUGGAUAUAAAACGUAAGAUAUGGUAUACAAAUGCAUUUGUGGAUGAACACAAUCAUGUUAUGGUCUCUCCUAAAAAGAGAGUUCUCAUGAGGUCAAACAAGUAUAUGUCGAGUGAAGCUAAAAGCUUGGUUGAGGCAUUUAACAAAAAAUAG
Molecule: messenger RNA, 507 nt
Organism: Papaver somniferum (opium poppy)
Lineage: Eukaryota; Viridiplantae; Streptophyta; Magnoliopsida; Ranunculales; Papaveraceae
Product: protein FAR1-RELATED SEQUENCE 5-like
Exons: 1
Coding region: 1-507 (168 amino acids)
Source: RefSeq, a predicted model, not a curated record